AAAGAAGAUUUGGUCUAUCAAUCAAAUGAAUUCCCGAUUUCGGGCUAGACAUCGGAAUGGAGAGGCAGGGGACGCGCGUGUUGCUAACCUCAAGCGGGGACGACAUUUCCAGGAGCAUCGCUUUUCAUUUGGCGAAGCGAGGAUGCAGGUUGGCUCUGGUUGGAGACGAGACCUGCCUCCGGAGUAUUGCCGAUCAAAUCAUGGGUUCCCUCAAGGGUGUUGCGCCUGUGGAGGUGAUUGGGCUGGAUAUCGAACAAGAGAGGGAGGCCGUCUUUCGUGAUGCCGUUCAUAAGGCCUGCGAUGCCCUGGGAUAUUUUGAUGCUUUUGUAAAUUGUUUUGUUUAUGAAGGGAACAUGCAAGAGCAUCUAGAAUUAACUGAGCAUGAACUCAAGAAAAUAGUGAAGAUAAAUUUCAUGGCUGCAUUGUUUUUGCUGAAGGCCGUAAGCCUAAGGAUGAGAGACUUCAAGAAAGGGGGCUCCAUUAUAUUCUUAACAACUCUACUUGGUGCUGAAAGAGGCCUUUAUCCCGGAGCUGCUGCGUAUGCAUCAACCUUGGCAGGAGUGCAGCAGUUAGUUAGGGCAUCAGCUAUGGAGCUGGGGAAAUAUCAGAUCAGAAUCAAUGCUAUCGCACGGGGCUUGCACAUGCUCGAUAAAUUCCUGUUACAUGUAGGAAGGGAAAGGACAGAGAUAUUGGUGAAGGAAGCAGCGCCUCUUGGCAGAUGGCUUGAUGUUGAGAAAGACUUGGCUUCCACAAUUAUCUAUCUAAUCAGUGAUGGUUCAAGCUUUAUGACAGGAACCACCAUUUUCGUUGAUGGGGCACAGUCUCUGUCCAGGCCUCGAAUGCGUUCCUUUAUGUGAUUCCUUCCUGGUAGCGAGAGGAACGGUUGGCUUCCCCACCCAAAAAAAAUAAAAAUAAAAGUAAAGAGGAAUGGUUGGCUUAUACUGAUACAGCAAAAUCCCUGCCAUCUACAUUUGUUUCUCACCUCUUGCAUUAUUUGAAAAGGAAUUUCAUGAGUUUUAUACCAUUACUAUUUUGAAGGAAGGACAGGGGUGAGAAACAAUGUAUAUGGCAGCAAUACCAUAUAGCAAACGUUUUUUAUUUCCGUCUGAUUGGUUACAAAAGAAUCAAAAAAGGGUCAUCGUGUGAUUCUUUUACCUAUAAAAGGACAUUUCUUUAUGGGUCGGUGUUAUCAUAAAGAUAAGAUGUGACAUCUGGAAUGAUGUAGUGAGUCACUGAAAAAGCUUAAUGGAUUGCGAUGUUAAUUAGCUUUCUGCUUGUAAUGAGAUACAGCUGAUUAUUAUUUAUGCAAUCAGCAGCAGCAAAUGAAGACUUAAUGGCAUUUUCAUUUGUGCGCA
This is a messenger RNA of Neltuma alba, 1355 nucleotides long. RefSeq names its product levodione reductase. The record is from RefSeq and is a predicted model, not a curated record. The transcript has 4 exons. Lineage: Eukaryota; Viridiplantae; Streptophyta; Magnoliopsida; Fabales; Fabaceae. The coding region runs from base 57 to 857 and encodes 266 amino acids.